UCAUUUCAUUCCUCCCCUCAUUCCGCGCAUUCCUCGCAUCGCUGGCGCCGCGCAGCCCGGCCGGGAGCCCGGCCCGCCCCGCCGCCGGCCGGGCAGCAAACUCAUCCUCCGAAGGGCUCCGUCCGCCGGCCCGCGGCAACCUACGGCCGCGGUAUAAAUAGCCCGAGCGGCGGAUUAAAAAUAGGCGCGGGGCCAUAAAUAGCCGGGGCGGCCCGGGGGGCGGCGGGCGAAGUUUGCCGUCGGAGCGCGGCGCGCUGGCGGUGCGCGGAGGGGGCCGCGGCGCGGAGAGCUGCUGCUGCUGCUGCUGCCGCCGCCGCUGCUGGUUAAUUGCACAUUCAAGUGGAAAAUUUUCGGGAGUCAGCAGAAACAUUGUAUCCAAAAAAGACAAAGUCGCAGUUGCAGCAACACCGAGGAGCUUGUCCCUGGAAAACUUCCUUUCGGUUUAUUUCUUUGAAGACUCCAGGCUUAGGCUUGGAGACCCCAACCAUCACCAUUGAGCCCAGCAGCUGGAGCGGCAGCGAGAGUCCUGCCGAAGAUAUUGAAAGAAUGAGUGAUUCUGCAGAUAAACCUAUUGACAAUGAUGCAGAAGGUGUCUGGAGCCCUGACAUUGAACAGAGCUUUCAGGAGGCUCUAGCUAUCUAUCCACCAUGUGGGAGGAGGAAAAUCAUCUUAUCAGAUGAAGGCAAAAUGUAUGGUAGGAAUGAAUUGAUAGCCAGAUACAUCAAACUUAGAACAGGGAAGACACGGACCAGGAAGCAGGUGUCUAGUCACAUACAGGUCUUAGCAAGAAAGAAAGUUCGAGAAAUUCAAGCCGCCAUUAAGGUGUCUAGUCACAUUCAGGUUCUUGCCAGAAGGAAAUCUCGUGAUUUUCAUUCCAAGCUGAAGGUAACAAGCAUGGAUCAGACAGCAAAGGACAAAGCACUCCAGCACAUGGCAGCAAUGUCAUCAGCUCAGAUAGUCUCAGCUACUGCUAUUCACAACAAGCUGGGCCUGCCAGGAAUUCCCCGUCCUACAUUUCCUGGGGCACCUGGGUUUUGGCCGGGCAUGAUUCAAACGGGGCAGCCUGGAUCCUCACAAGACGUAAAGCCAUUCGUUCAGCAGGCCUAUCCUAUACAGCCAUCAGUCACAGCUCCCAUUUCAGGAUUUGAGCCUACAUCAGCUCCAGCUCCCUCAGUCCCUGCGUGGCAGGGCCGAUCAAUUGGUACGACCAAGCUCAGGCUGGUGGAGUUUUCGGCUUUCCUUGAACAGCAGAGGGAUCCUGAAUCAUACAAUAAACACCUCUUCGUACACAUUGGACACGCUAACCAUUCUUACAGUGACCCGUUGCUCGAGUCGGUGGACAUUCGUCAGAUUUAUGACAAAUUUCCUGAAAAGAAGGGCGGUCUAAAGGAACUGUUUGGGAAGGGGCCUCAGAACGCUUUCUUCCUCGUAAAAUUCUGGGCUGACUUAAACUGCAACAUCCAGGAUGAUACAGGAGCAUUUUACGGAGUCACUAGUCAGUACGAGAGCUCAGAAAACAUGACAAUCACCUGUUCCACCAAAGUCUGUUCAUUUGGAAAGCAAGUAGUAGAAAAAGUAGAGACUGAAUAUGCAAGGUUUGAGAAUGGCCGAUUUGUGUACAGGAUAAAUCGCUCUCCGAUGUGUGAAUAUAUGAUCAACUUCAUACACAAGCUGAAACAUUUACCUGAGAAAUACAUGAUGAACAGUGUGUUGGAAAACUUUACAAUUUUAUUGGUGGUAACAAACAGGGAUACACAAGAAACCCUGCUCUGCAUGGCUUGUGUAUUCGAAGUGUCAAACAGCGAACAUGGAGCACAGCAUCAUAUCUACAGGCUUGUAAAGGACUGAGCAGUUAUUUAUAUAUACACUUCAUUUCACUUCUUUAUCAAAACACAGACUGUAAACCUCAAACACUAAGUGGCAGUGCCUCUGGCCCAACUUUCACCCACAUUUUUCUAAAUCCUGUUUUAGUGAAGUCAUUUUUAAUGUGUUCAUAUAUAAUUGUAGCUGUGAAAUUCUGGUACAGUUGUAAAAAUUAUUUCUAAAACUAAGUGUUCUUCAAAUUUGUAAACCACAGUUCUUUGGGAAGACUGUAUUUAAGAACCUAAUGCCUCUGUCUGUGGAGGCCUAUUUUUAAUUCUGAUAGAAAAAUGUAUGACAGAGCAUUUGCCAUGGGGAAAAACUGACAGCGUUUAUAAGAAUUUAUUUUGGGUUUUUUUCCAACAUGAAAUACUUGUUUUACAAUGCAAGUGAAAUUGAAAUGAAUCUUUAGCUAUAACUGUAAAUGAGUACGCAAAGUUAAUAAUCUUUAUAGAAUUAUCUUUGUAACUAAUUAGGGUGGAAGAUAUGGACGAAUGUAAUUCACUAAAUUAUUUUUUAAAAUGAAACAUUUUUCUGUUUGAAACCAAAUGAAAAAUAUAGCCUUAAGAAAUGCCUGAUGGAAACAGACAGGUCCUAAAAUUAGGCAAAUUUUGUAUUUUUUUCUCAACGCUAAAACUAAUCUUCUAAUCCAUUAAACUUUCAAACAGGUAUUGCAGAGAAAGAAAACAUCAUCCCUUACCCCUAACAUAUCUAGUGUAUUUUAAAAGAGUAUAAAGUUGUAUUGUACUAAUAUGAAAAUUUGAUUAUUUAAUGAAAAAGAUGGCUCAUUUUGCAAUAAGUAGGUAAAUACUGAAGAUUUAGACUUGCAUUAUAUGUAGUCUUGUGUGUGCAGUUAUAUUUUAUAUGGACAACUAUGUUUUCUAAUAAGUUGAGCAAAAAACUUGCAACUCUGAAAUGAACAGAUGAACGGAAACAACUGACAUUGUGACAGCAUCAAGUAAUUCGUAAACAGAAAGCAAAACACUAACGUGUUUGAAAGAAGAGUAUGUACAACUCUGAAAGGAUCAACAGCUUUAAUAUCUAUGAGAUGCUAGAAAAUCACAACCAGCGAUCAGGCAAAGAAGAUUGGAAAGUGGAGAUUUAUUUUUUUUUUUCUCCUUUUCCUCUCAGUCAUGGUGCUCUUACACCUCCCCCAGUUGUCUCUCCAGUUCUGACUGGCCAAGACCUUUACAAAACAGACACAUACGUACCACGUGGGGUCUGCUGUCCUUUUGCAUCCAGAUGUGGUAGUAUUCAUCCUUCUGAUAUAUUCAGGGAAGACUCCAGGAAGUGAAGUACAGCUGGAGAUAUUUUAAUACUGUAAGGAUUUGAACCAUGGAUGUGGGUGUGAGUGAUUGUCUGAGGUAGCACGUGUGAGAGCAGUAGUCUCAUUCCUCCUGGUCACAUCAGAGAGUGUUGCUCCGUUUCUUCUCUCCUGCUGCAGCCCAGCACAGCCCCUCAGUUGCCCAAGCACUUGUUUGGGCAGGUGCUGGGCCAGCAGCGGGUUCUCAUGUGAAACCUUUGUCUGAAAGGCUGAGGGCUGCCCCACCAAGCACAAGCCACCUUAGAGAUCAGUCAUGAGGUAUCAGCAAAGAGGGUUCUUGGGAAGGUCUUUUGUAGUCCUGAAUCAAAGAAGUUAACAUUUAGCAGGUCCCUCCUCCCUACCCUUUUACAAACAGUGCCCACGCGCCAUUUAAGUGUAGAAUUUACUCCCGGUGCUGUAGUCUUCAAAAAAGAAAGCUGUUUGGUUUGGGUUUUUUUUAUAUUAUAUGCCUGCAUAGUACUGUCUGUUAGAAUUGCCCAUUGUUGAGUUAUCCAGACUAGAACAGAGCCUAGAUGAGGUAGUGGGUCACUGUAUGUCUGCGUCAGACCAGGUUCAGACUCAGCACUGGUGAGGCCUCGGGUCAGAGAGCGAUGCAAACACCACCGAGGGGAAGGGCAACUGCUUUAGUUCCUCAGCCUACCUCUGAUCUGACUCUGGUAGGUGGAUGAUUGCUGGGAUGUCUAGCUGUUACCUGCUUGUGGAUAUUAGGGCUGAUGAUCUUUCAGUUUUAUAUUCUGCGAACUGAACAGAGAAAUAUGUCCAUGGUAAAGUCUCUUUUAAUGCUCAUUUUUAACACUAACAAUCACAUCAGGAAAAGCACUGCAUUGUAACAGCCUAACGGUAGCCCUUUAUUCUAAGCACUUGGUGUUACAAGUCAAAAACUACUUUGUUUUUUUGUUCUAAAGUUGUCUUUUAUUUAGGGUUUGAAUUGUGGGUUUGGUGAUUUUUUUUUUUUUUUAAUUUUUUUUUGUUUGUUUGAUAACAAGCAAACUCUUUAAGGCAUAUAAAGUAUGUAAGUCAAUUUUCAAAACCAGGUACAGGUUUUUUUAAUAGAGUCUGACACACUACAUAUGCCAUAACUCUAGGGUAUAAACAGUCACAAUGUUUAUUGGUGUUCACAUAUGUAAUAUUAGGGAAACUACUUCCAUCGUCUUUUCUUUACACUUCUGUAAAUGAUCCAUACCCUGUAUAUGUUAAUUCUUAAAAGCCUUAAUCCUUCAACUGUUGAGUGUGGGGUGUGUAGUCCAACAGGCUGCCUGUAAACUGUGAGCUCUUUUGUAAGCUGGAAGUACUUAUCUUGUUACUGUUACUUUUUUGUAGGAACCUUUUAAUUGAGAGCUGCCAAAGCAUUACAAUAUGCAGUGCCUUAGCAUUAUAUUAGAAGAACCUUUAGCCUCUUAACAUAAAUUUUAUAUGUUGUUUUAUUAAUUGGUUCCAUUUUUAAAAUAUCUGUAUUUUUUCCCACAGAAAAAAUAUUACUCUUUGACUGCUUGGUCUAAACCAACCGUCUGUACAAGUCAGUCCCAUUCCUACCCAGAUAAAUGCCUAUACCAAAAGGAAAGGUUACAGAUUCUUAGUUCUCCGUGAAAAAAGUGAAUUGUAUUAAGAAAUGCUGCCUUUUUAAAUUUCAUGACCAAAUAAUUAAUUGUGACUCUUCUGCACUCUAGCAUGAAAGUGCCUUUGGUUUGAAAUUCCAGCUUAGAAAAGUGCUGCCAUAAUAAUGACAAUUUGUAGAGAGACCAAAAAUAUUUAGUUAUCACCGUAAUGCCUUUGGUUUAUUGGAAUAAGUUGAAUCUACAGGCCUCCAUUCACAAAAGAGCACCAUUCAUAGCAAAGUGAUUUUGCUAAUGAUCAGCCUGCUGAAGAAUAAUCUACUGUUUGCCAUUUCUGACAGCAUUGCAAUCCAGCAACUGAUUUGUCUGUGAUAUAAAAAUGAAAAUAUUCACGUUUAUAUUCUCUUCAUCCAGUCACGCAUCUGCAUAAUGAGAGAUCCAUAUACUGCAGAAUUUCAGUGGACAGACAUGACUUCACUGAUCUCCUCUAAUAAUAUUUCGGUAUCUGUGAAGAUUCUUUGUUUAGACACAAGAUUUUGUUUACAAAGUUGUGCAUGCUGAAAGUCAGCUGCAUAAACCAAGGUGAAAAUGGAGAACCGAGAACAGUUAUAGGGAAAAUGGAAUUGUGUGUUUUUAAGCAUUGAAAUGUUGAGUGUGAGCGUUGUGGAUGAAGGUGCUGUUAGAGAAACUCUGGCCAGCACGAUUCAAAACACAGGGUUGUUUUGUUUAUCUCCCAGAUGAUGUCUUGGAAAAAAAAAAUUAGCUCCUCUUAAUAACGUGUCUGUAUUUGAUACCUUCUGUGAACGGGGGCCAUACUGUACACUACAACUGAAAUCGAUGGGAAGAGGAGCAAGAUUUUAAGAAAACAAUGUUAGAAAGAACAAAUAUCAGCAAAACCAAAAGCUGUCAGAGGGAUUAUAUAGUUGUGAAUACAAUUUUAACUUGAUUUUUAAAGUAUUUGAUGAAAACUAAGAUUAACUUUUUAUAUAGAGAAAUAUUGUGACACUGUGUGGUAAAUAUUGUGAUAAUUCAAGUUCCCUUUCUCUAAAAUAUUAUUUUUGUUAUUCCUUCAAGGUCUAAAUCUCACUUACCUCUAUAAGACAAGUAAUCCUGUUGAACAUAAUGAGACUGAGGUAGGGCAAAGACACUUUAGCCCCACAAGCAGAGCAAAACAUUUUCAGUUAUUGCCAAACGUUGCAGCUGUGCUAGUCAAUAUUUGUGAUAAACUACACCUCUGUCUCGUUGAAAUAAGAAUAAUGGCACCAUUUGGGGCUGUUAAAAAUUACUACUAACAAGUGUAGUUUUACUUACUUGAAUUCCAGACCGAUUUUAUUUAGGUACUGCACCACUAUUUUGAAGGAAUCACAGACAUAAUGCCUGUUUCUCACUUUCCCUUUCUCCCACAGCUACAGCUCAGUAAGUUUGGCAGUAGCUUCUUCCGUUAGACCUCCAUGGGAUGGGCUAUUGGGAAUAAUGAAGGGUGUACAUUAAUGUUGAAUGUAAGUAACUGGCCACUUCGGGGCAGAUACAGCAUUUGACGUGCUAAUCCAUAUCUAUUUAUUUUUCCACUGCGGGUCCCGGGGUGUACUUGCUUCCUGAAGCAGCUCCCCUUGGAGUUUUCCUGGAGCACUCAGUCAGUCAUACUGAGAAACUCCUUUCCUUGACCCAUACCGAAUACACUGAUACACGUGCCCGGUCACACAGCAGAUGUGUAUAAUAGAAUCCAGUUUUGUACUUUUCUCAGGAUGAUCUCUUUUCCCCCCCCACUCUUACCUUUCAUAACAAGAUGUUUAGCCCCCUAAAAAAAGAUUGAGGCUGGAUAAGUCAAAGUACAAGAAACACUUCGGACAUCUUCAUCUUUUAACUUUUCAGGUCAUUCUCGCUGAGAUCACGUCAUUAGUUUCAGUGUGUAAAUUAAAUCUUAAAUGCACUCAGUUGACUAAAAGGAGAUGGAUCCCUGUUACCUCCUUACAGAGUAUAUGUUUUUGUUUUGUUUUGUUUUGUUUUAUGGGCCUCUGAUUCAGGCUCAUGACUGCAGACAAAAAAUACAAUAUGUGCCUGAAAAAAAAAAAAAAAGACAAAAGAAUUUUAUAACAUUGAAAACCUGAAUAGCCUUUAAUUCUUCAGUACAUUUUAUGUAAAACAGGUUGGGUUUUUGUUUUGUUUUGGGGUUUUUUUGCCAUGUGCAUUUGUUCACAUUUGUAAAUGACUUAAUGGAAUUCUCACUUUAUGUUUAUUUGUGUAAUGUGUAUAAAAUGGGUUUGUGACUUAAGCAUAUUCAUAUAUGGUCAGUGGUUACUUUAAUAUUGUACUGCUGCUGGUAACUUUUGAUGUAGAACUUGCCUUUUGAUGAUAAAGUACCUCUAGGUUAGACAGUGAGGGAAGGCUCUUGGAAAAAAACUGAAUGUUCUCCAAUGUUUUCUUAACAUAUUUGCAGAAGCUUUCAAAAGGAGUUUCAGUCAAACCUCUUGGCAGUACAGUAUUCUUGUAUUUGUUAUUGUCUGUGUGUAGGUACUGGUACCUUUUUUUUUUUUGUUUAAAAUGUUUUAAGUGUUGGCUUUAAAGUGAAUUUAUCUUUAGUAUGAUAGUAAUAUGAAAAUUAUAGGUUUUGUGUGCAGAGAAUUUUUUUAUAAAGUGCUUUGUAAAAAAAAAAAAAAUGUAUUCUAGCUUUCGCGGUACAUAUGUGUGAUAACUUUAAUAUCCAUGACAGUUAAGUGCAAUUAUUUCAUCACUCUAAAAAUGCUAUUUUUGUGUCGGUUACUGCAGGUGUUUUCAUGUCUUUGCAAAGUGACACAUUUUGAUGCCUUCUUGAUAAAGUGGUAGAAUUUUUGUAGCUUUCUAGAAACUUUGUAUUCAUACAGUAUCGAUUGAAAAUAAAGACAAUGAAAGUGU
Molecule: messenger RNA, 7629 nt
Organism: Pseudopipra pipra
Lineage: Eukaryota; Metazoa; Chordata; Aves; Passeriformes; Pipridae
Gene: TEAD1
Product: TEA domain transcription factor 1
Exons: 15
Coding region: 547-1848 (433 amino acids)
Biological process (GO): embryonic organ development; regulation of transcription by RNA polymerase II; hippo signaling
Cellular component (GO): transcription regulator complex
Molecular function (GO): DNA-binding transcription factor activity, RNA polymerase II-specific; RNA polymerase II cis-regulatory region sequence-specific DNA binding
Source: RefSeq, a predicted model, not a curated record